Messenger RNA from Branchiostoma floridae (Florida lancelet), 4333 nucleotides. Its product is annotated as tricalbin-3-like. The transcript is spliced from 32 exons. Gene Ontology annotation, molecular function: lipid binding. The record is from RefSeq and is a predicted model, not a curated record. Bases 605 to 4198 code for a protein of 1197 amino acids. Lineage: Eukaryota; Metazoa; Chordata; Leptocardii; Amphioxiformes; Branchiostomatidae.
GGAUUGAUUGCCUAGAGCUCUUUGAAGUAAAGUAGAUUUUGAUAGAUAGAACCCAAACUUCAGUUGUUCUUUGAUCACACAGCUUGAAAGAUUUAACCACGACGGUGAGAAUUGACUUUGAUGUCCAGGUAUUGACUCACACGCGGUUCAAGCCAUAGCACUAUUACACCCCCACUAACUCCUUGGGCGUUUCGUGCAUUCAAAUGACGGAUUCUCAGUUCCGUCCCAAGCGGCGAUAAAUUUUCCUUUGUUGAAUGUUUAGGUUGGUGGACCUUAAUGUCUUCAGGAUUCCACACCCUUUGACCCCAAGAACGAUCGGUUUUUUUUUACUGCGUGAAAAUCGAUGCCGGAAUUUUUGGGGUUGGAAGCUGAUACCAAAGCGGCGGUGUCUGUUUGAUUGUGAUGUCGCCACCUUGUGCCAGACCUUAGCCAUGUGCACCCGUGUGAUAGCGGCCAACAAACGUACACAUCAUGCUUACGUUGCUGUCAGUGGUAGUCUCAAGACGGUGGCUCCCGUAAGGAAUGAUCUUUGAGGAGGUGUUGAUAGGAAUUUGCAAGGAUAUGCGCAAGGAGGUGAUUUCGACCUUGAAGGACAGAUGACUUGAUGCUGAAGAUGUCUGGAGGUUCAGGAGGACUGUUGUCGGGGCGUUACCACGGCGCCUCGCUGCAGCUGACCCCUGCUGAGGAGGAACAGCUGGCCCUGGAGCAGGGAUGGAGACAGACCCAACAACUCCUGGUCUGUGUCUUCACCUGUUGUGUCGUCGUGGCUGCCUGGCUGCUGGGGAGCAUGGGAGUUUCCGUGGCAUGGCUGGGAGGACUGUGUCUGCUGUUGCUUCUGGUGUGGAGGGGGAAGGUUCAGCAGAUCGUAGAGGAGGCGGUGAGAGAGGAAGAACUGCGUGUACACAGGAAGAGGGCGCUGAGGCAAAGCGAGACAGCGGAAUGGCUGAACUUCAUCUUAAACAGAUGGUGGGUGUUCAGUGCCCCAUCCAUCUUUGCUAAGCUGAAGCUCCAUCUGGACCCCAUGCUCAACGAGAUGAAGCCAGGAUUCCUUGACAGCAUUGAGUUGACCUGUUUCACCCUGGGGGACCAGACACCGCACUUCCACCUGGUCAAGGCGUACGAGUACUCGGACAUGAUGACCAACCCUCGGGUCGCGACCCCAGAGAACAUCACCAGCCCCCCGCUGGACAUGGCCAAAGUGAGCGACUACCAGCUGGUUCUGGAGGCCGAUGUGGGGCUCUGCUGCUCCGAUUUCAAGAUGAUCUACACCGCAAGAUUGGGGGGCAAAAUGAUGGGAGCCAACAUCGAUAUAGCAGUGGAGAAGCUGAACAUCUCCGGGAAGAUGCAGUUUGUGCUACACAUGGACAAUGUGACCAAGUUUCCUCACAUUGCAAGAGCAACCAUCUGCUUCAUAGAGAAACCAGAGGUGUGGUUCUCCAUCCGUAUGAUGAAGGCAGUGAAGCUGAUGGAUGUUCCAGUGCUGAAGACAUGGCUGCACUCACUACUCAUGGACGGACUCAUCACCUCAUUAGUGGACCCGGGUAAGAUGGAAAUCAAGUUGGCAUCUCCAGAUUCUGACCAAGAGUUCAGGCCAGAGCUAUCACGGAGAGAUUCCAAAGAACAUACAUUUCCAUAUCAUGAUAUCAGUCUGGCAGAAAACCAAGCCAAGGGUGUUCUUGCGGUCACCUUGAGCAGUGUUCCUCCCAAGCUGAAUGAGUUUGCUCAAGUGUUUAUGGAGGAGACCAGGUGGUGUGUGUUGAAGCUGGGUGAGCAGAAGGAGGUGACUCAGCAGACCUUAGCAACAGCCAGGUGGCAGGACACCUGCGCAUUCCUCAUUGAUGACCUUGAGAAGGACAAGCUGUCUAUCAAGAUGAAGGGGCGGGGCAUGCUGGCAACACACACCCUGGCUCAGUAUGACCUCUCCCUAGCUAGCUAUGGACUGGAAGAAAGCCAUAAAGUGGAAGAGGUGUUGCAGAAGAGAGGUGUGAAUUCCCAACUGUUCCUACACAUGGAGUACACCCCCCUACCACCCAUCAAUCUCACCAACACAAGUGGGCUGGAUGGAUUGACCGAGGGUGGCACUUCUCUCAAGGAGGAACCAGAUCAAGUGGCUGGAGUGUUGUACGUGCACAUCCACAGUGGGAUGGACCUGGUCUCCAUGGAUAGGAACGGUUUAUCAGAUCCCUACUGUAUCGUCUUCUGCAACAAGAGAAAGGUCAAGACCACACAUUACGUCUGCAGCACACUGAAUCCCAGCUGGGAGUCAAGUGUGGAGUUUUUUGUAGCAAACUACACAGAGAUCACGUUGUCCUUCCUGGUAUAUGACUGGGACGGAAGGAAGUUCUGCAAUGACGACUUCUUGGGAUCGUGCAGCCUAUCUCUGGCCCAGGCCCCAUCCUGCACCCUGAGGAAGGUGAUGCCCCUGGGGUACGGGGUGGGGGACAGGGUGGCGGAUAUGGGCUCCAUCACUGUGUCUGUGGUCUUCAGGCCGGUGGGAUCUGUCGCAAAGUGUGUCGACCGUCUGACACAGCGAGAGAGUGAGUCAGACAUAGAGAAUGCUGGCAGCUUUAACAAACAGAAAAGACGAUUCAUGGCAUCCAUGCUACCUUGCCAAGCUGGGAGUAAGCUUGAAACCAAGAAGUCAAAGUUUAAGCAACCAGAUGCACUCUCAGGGGUAAGUCAAGGCCAUGGACUGAUGGAAUUGAACAUUCUGAAGGGGAAAGACUUGGAGGCCAAAGACAUGAAUGGUCUGAGUGAUCCGUUCUGUGAAGUCAGGAUCAAGAACGACCUUCUCUUCAAGUCAACGGUGAUCAAGAAGAGUCUGAACCCAGUUUGGGACGAGUCUGUCACCAUCAACAUGCCUGCACAGAACGAGACACUGGACAUUACGGUGUGGGACAGAGAUCCAUUCUUUAUGAAGGAGUUCAUGGGCUCCAUGUCAUUCACUCAGGAGGACAUCCAGAGACUUUCUAAGGAGGGCCCUACAUGGUUUGAACUACAGAGAAUAAAGCAGGGCUCUAUUCAACUCAUGUUUAAGGUCAUCUACAACCCUGAGCAGGCCACACUAGAGGUGGAAGCCAUGAGCAGUGAGGGACUGGACAUGGUCCCAGGGGAGUUGGUAGAGGAGGAUGAGGAAGUGUUUGAGGAGAACAGUGACAGCAGACGCUCCAGCCAGAGCUCCACUGUCCACCAAACAGCCAAAUCUCCCAUCAAGGAGGGACCAUGCCAGCUGGAAUCUGUUGCAGAGUCCUCCCAGUCAGAGUCUGAAGCUCCACCUGAGAGGCCCAGAGUGGAGAGGUUCUCGUCCCUGACAGGGAUGUUCAGGAAAAAGAGCCUUCCUCGCAUGAACGUCCUGAACACGACAGACGGGCCGACACCCAACAAGAAGUUUCCUGGGUUCCGCUUGAGAAAAAGGAGUAAGAGUUUCCAGAACCUAGUUGUGGAUACAAAGCACAUGCCCAGCAUUCUGACAAAGACUGAUAAAAAGGGGGAAAGAAAGACUGUAACAUUGAAAGAAAUCUCAGAACUGAGCUCUCACAUGUACAUUAAUCCACGACCACCUCUCCAUCUGUCCUCUUCCUUUGUGAAUGUCUCCAGGGAAACCACCAGUGCCAAUGGAACAGCCAGCCCCAUCCCACCAGUGUGGAGGUACUACAACGUGAACGGUGCAGUGCUCAGGGCAAGGGGACUCAGGGGAGACAUGCUGAAAAAAGAGCUGUACUGUAGGCUACACUUUGUAAGUUUUAAUGCCAAAGGGCGGAGCUUCAAGGCACAGCAGAUCUGCAAAACAGAAAAAGUCAAGGCUUCCCCUGCUCCGUACUUUGAUGUCACAUUUCAGGUGCCGGCAGAUCUGACAGGUGCAGUGAACGGCAGCUGUAUUCUACAGAUGGACGUCAAGAACAUCGACAAACAGGUGGUGACCAGGGGGUCUGCAUCUAUCCAUGAGAUCCUUGGAGACUCUAGAGAUGUCCGCAAGUGGCUGAAAAUGGACGAUGAUGCAGAGGUAGAGAUCCAGCUGUACAGCAGUCACCACACCAGUACCGCCGACCCCCCGGAGGUACGACCAUCCACGCCCACCCGCUCCCUCAGCAGUCCCAGCAUGCAAAGGCUCAGCAUCUCUGGACAGUCACCAGACCUACUAGCAGUGCCCCCUAGCGGUAGUACAGUGCCAAACAGCCCAGCCAAGCCUACAAGCUGAAACUCUACAGGGAGACCUGUAUAUUAGUCUCUGCCAGACUGACUACGCUGGCUAUUAUAGGGAGAAAAAUUUACCAGGGAAGUUUUGCUACCAGAGGAGCUGGUCGGCCAUGCAGGGGAAACAUGAACCUAAGCG